UUUCCCACACUGUGUCACUUCCUGGUUUUCUCGGACGAUUAAAAAUAAAACUGCCCGUAUUAUUUUGGCGGUUCUUUAUUAAUAGCGGCUUUUAAUAAAACUUUGUGAUUAUAACAAGCCUCUACCAGACUGAUUCGAGGACAGUGUGGACAAAAUGAAGGAAGUACUCGUGUGUUUCGGCGUCGUGUUUCUGUGCUCAGGCUUCCUCAUGGCGUCAGACGUGUUCACUUUAAACUGUGCCGAGUCCGUAAUCAUGGGGAAAUUUGGAUCCUCUGUGAUUCUCCCAUGUUGGCUUACCCCUGAGAUCAAUGCGGAAACUUUGGAGAUUCGUUGGUAUCGACCAGAGAAGUUCCAAGCUCCAUUUCAGUUUUAUCAGAGUGGUAAAUUCAUCACGGAUAAUCAGGGGUCAUACAGGAAUCGGAGCUCAUUGAGUCCAAGAAACCCUCAGUCCACUGGGCUGAAUCAAGGGGACGUCUCCUUAAGGUUGGACAACCUCGGUAUGUCAGAUAUAGGUAUUUUUCACUGCUACGUGAGCGGAGACAAAUCAUAUCAGGACAAGUCUGUAAACCUCAGUUUAACUGCUCUAGGCUCUCCGGCUCACCUUUCUCUGCAGCACCUGCAGGACUCUGUGAACCUCAGCUGUUCUUCCUGUGGCUGGUUUCCUCAACCAAGGCUCCUGUGGAACUCUCCAAAUGAAAAAGGAGAUGCUCUUUCUAAUACCCAAUCUCCCGUUUACCGUCAACAAGAGAAUGGACUGUUUUGUGCUUACGGCUGGGUCAUCCUCUCAUCUUCAUUCUCUAAAUCAAUCUCUUGUUCUGUCAGUCUAUCAGAAGAUGAGAAGAGGGAUAUGAGCUUCGAUUUAGAUGCUCGUCCAUCAGAUGAUACUAGUGGAUUGUGGAAAAUACUUUUCGGUCUAUUGCUGUUUUUACUGGCAGCACUGAUCGGCGUUGGGCUCUACAAAAUAUACUCAGCACGAAAAAAACAUGAUUACAUGCCAGGUAAGACUUUUUCUCAUCAUUCUUUCCAUAUUAUUGCUUGAUUUCAUUUUCCUAAUGACUUAAAGUCUAAUGUGCUGCAGGAAAUAGUUAUAUGUUUGUUCUGUAAUUGAUUUAUUACUGUUCUAUUUUCAGUUGAGAUGAAAGUCUUGGUAGA
Molecule: messenger RNA, 1152 nt
Organism: Clarias gariepinus (North African catfish)
Lineage: Eukaryota; Metazoa; Chordata; Actinopteri; Siluriformes; Clariidae
Product: butyrophilin subfamily 1 member A1-like
Exons: 6
Coding region: 155-1039 (294 amino acids)
Source: RefSeq, a predicted model, not a curated record